Molecule: messenger RNA, 6397 nt
Organism: Coregonus clupeaformis (lake whitefish)
Lineage: Eukaryota; Metazoa; Chordata; Actinopteri; Salmoniformes; Salmonidae
Product: A-kinase anchor protein SPHKAP-like
Exons: 11
Coding region: 247-4917 (1556 amino acids)
Cellular component (GO): cytoplasm
Molecular function (GO): protein kinase A binding
Source: RefSeq, a predicted model, not a curated record
UGCUCCCGCUCCUCUUCAAGCGGACUGUCAAUUUGCAGAUGGCUGCGCGCUGUUAACGACCGUAGAACAUACACUCGCCCGAAGUCACGGUAACGUCACGGUAGAGCUGGAAUUUCUCCUCUCCUCGGUCAGGGGAUGUGCAUUUGGACAGGAGAGUGUCCUCGGGACAGCGACGCGCCGCAUUGCUCCGCUCCUCUCCUACCGAGGACAUAGAAACCCCGGCUUCAGAAGCUUAUCUUGGACGGGAUGGCGGGUGCUAAGUGCCUUCUGAAGACGCCGAGUAACUUCCAGUCGUCAGCCAUGUUCGAGAGCUCUGAGUCGGCAGACGUCGAGGGAGUCAGCACAGAUAGCACCCUGGGAUCCUCCGUCACCGCCUGCAAGAAGGUGCUGUGCAGUAGCAGUGUGCUGGACUCGUCAGAGUACUGGCUGAAGAAUGAGAAGGCUCUGUGCAGGCUGGGCCUCCUGGAGGAUGAUGCUGAGGGGAGAUGCAAUAUGAUCUGCUUUGUGAAUCUGGACCAGCAGAAGGUGGAUCGUCACGACGACAGCUGCAUCAAGAAACUGGCCUCGAUCUCUCCAGACCUGCCCAAGCUGGUUGGCUCUCUGAGCGUGCAACAGCCCAAGGUGAACGAGAUCCUGCUGCUCGGUGGUUUGGAGACUCCGGACCCCUCUCACCCUCAUCAGUACCCCAGCUACACACAGGGCCAGAGGGGUACAGAUGUGUGCCUGGUCCAGUGUGCUGGGGGCCGGAGGCCUACCAGCAUCAUCUAUGAGAUCAACAAGUUCCUGAUCGGGCUGCAGUGGGGUCAGGAGAGGCAGGGGGCCCAGGGGCGUAUGAUGGCAGGGCAGAGGCUGGAUGACGACACCAACCGCUCCUUUUCAUCCAUAGAGGAGGACUUCCUCACUGCCUCAGAACACCUGGGGGAUGACAGCGAGGAUGACGGCUUACGAAACGAGUGCAGUGAUGUGGCAGAGGGCUUAGCAGAUGCAGCACACAGCUGCAGACCUGCGUGUCAGAGGGGACGCCUGGGCCAGCACCAGUGGCAGGACAGCGAGGACUCCGAGGUGACCAUCUGCGCCCCCCAAGCCACCAAGAAACAAGGAGGAAGGGCACCGGCGAGAGCUAGCAGUCACCACAAUAAGGAGUCGGCCGGCCACUACGCCACCAACCUGGCUGAGUCGGUACUGCAGGACGCCUUCAUCCGCCUGUCUCAGGACGAACAGUCCUUCGCCACCGAGGCCGCUGUGAGCAUGUCCCCCGGCAGCCACCGCCCCCCCACCAGCCUCACCCGAACAGGAGCAGAGGAGCCAUCUCGGGCACGCGCCUGCUCUUUCGAGCUGCCCAAGAUCGUCAUAGUGCAGAGCCCGGAUAACUGCGAGGGCCUGCCAGAGUGGCUGGAUACUCAGGCCUCUCACGUGGCUGUGGAGCAUGGUGUUGGUGGUGAUGAUGGUGCUACCAGACAGGUAACGGUGGAACACGGACCAGAGGCCCAUGGCUUCCGCCCUACCACCACUACCAGUGGACGCCACUUCAACAAACCCCUGCAGCGGGCCCUGGCAUGCGCUGCCAGCGUCAUCGGCACCAUCUCCAGCCCACAGGUAGCAGAGCAGCUGGCGAUGGAUCCAACAGAGGAGGAUAUGGAGAGAGAGGGACAGAGGGACCCUGAGGGCACCGACUACUCCUUCUCCUCAGCCAUGUGCGGGAUGGCCCAGGUGGCGGGGGCGGUGGCCGUGGUGGAGCUAGACGAAGAGGCCGGGGAGGGGGACUGCGAGUCAGAAGAUGACUCCACCACCGAGGUCUACUCGGCCGCCUCCGUGGGGCUCCUAUCUGCAGCACAGGCCUCCACGGCCAUCACUCUCCACUGCAGCGUGGCCGAAGGGACCAGCAUCGAGGCCUUCCGUACCAGCAUUGCUGAAGUUCUUCACAAGGAGGCAGCAGGGGUGCUGGCUCAGCCCCAGGACUACAAGAGUGUGGCCCACCUACUGGAGUCCACCCACAACAGGAUCGUGGAUGGCAUUACGUCUCCCAAAAAGUCCUGUCUGGACAAGAUGGACGAGACUGAGGUGGACGAUUUCAUCAGCGAGGUGGCCAAUGGCCUCUUCAAGCACGCGUUCGAGAAAGCGAAAAAGAAAAAAGAACUGGAAGGCCCGGGCAAAGACGUCCCUGAUAUCCAGGGCUUUCUGCAGGAGAGCGUGAGCAAUGUGCUCUUCGACGUCCUUUGUCUCACUUCAAAGCGGAUCGGUGCCAUUUCCAAAUGUGAUAUAGGGUCGUUUGACAGACAAGAGGGUGAUGUCGGCUCCAGGGACUACGAGGCGGCCGCCACCACCAAGGAACCAUUAAGCCAAUUACAGCGCUUUGUUGGCUCCAGCCAGCCCGAUAAUUGUGAAGCCCACUGGGCAGAGAAGAUGCCCGUCUACUCUGGGAUAAGGGAGGACAAAUAUAGACUGGAGGAGAGGGAGAGUGAACCACAUAUCAGAGAGCAGCAGCAGCACAGACAAGCUCCAACUAAAGUCUCAUCCUCUACUAAGGACUGCUAUGACCUCCAGGGCCAGCAGGCCAGAGGAAACAUCAGAGAGCCUUUUACAGAGAGCUUAGCCCACCAGGUAUCUUCAUCCCUGGGCACAGAGAAAAGAUGGAGAGCCAGUACGGACAGCAGACAGUCUUCUCUGACCCCUCAGUCCUCUUUUAGCUCCUCCUCCACAGGGGCCUUGGUCUGCCUAAAGAUGGACUCAGAAUCGAGAACCACCCCCGUCAACUACUUCGCUGAUGACUUGGCCACCACCGUGGUCUCCAUGGCCACUGAGCUGGCCGCCAUCUGCCUGGAGAACUCCAGCGGGAAGCAGCCAUGGUUCUGUGCCCUGAAGGGCGCAGCCGGCUACUACCCCGAGGGGGGCUACCUGCUGCCCUCCUGUUGCACGGCCCUCCGCAGAAAGGAGGGCCAGAACGGCGGUGUGUCAUCCAAAAAGCACCGGCCGCCGCGCCUCAGUGAGAUCAAGAGGAAGACUGAGGAGCAGCCUGAGUUGAUGGAGUGCCUGGUCAACCGUGUGGUGGAUGAGACGGUCAACCUAGACGACAUGCCCCAGACUCUUGACCCAUUCGCACUCUUUGCCUCCGAGGUCACCGCCCGCAUCAUGAACUGCCCCGAGCUCAAUGUGGUUGACACCUCCAAGCCCGGCCAGCAGACCCGCAGCCGGCUGCAGUGUGAGAGGUGGAGCCGGGGCAAGGCCGCCAGCUAUGAAAGCAUCCCAGAGGAGGACGCAGGCCCCCCGGGUACCCCCAACACCCUGGGCCCCGGCAGCCGGCUGGGCCAGAACCUGAGCAGGGGAGGCUCCAUCUCCAAGCAGUCCAGCUGCGAGAGCAUCACAGACGAGUUCUCCCGCUUCAUGGUGAACCAGAUGGAGACAGAGGGCCGGGGCUUCGACCUGCUGCUGGACUACUACGCCGGGCAGAACGCCAGCAACAUCCUGGCGGCAGCCAUGCAGCAGGCAGCCACCAAGAAGAACGGCCAUCUCAAUGUGAGGACCACCUCCUGUCUGUCCAAGCAGUCCAGCACAGAGAGCAUCACGGAGGAGUUCUACAGGUUCAUGCUCAAAGACAUGGACAAGGAGAGCAAAGACUACAGUAUGGGCAGAACUAAAGAGUGGAGCAACAGCCUAUUGCCUCCAUCUCCCAGAACGCUCUUCUGUAUCCGUCAGUCCUCCGUGCCGGACAGACGUUUCUCAGACUCCAGGCUGACCGUCAACUCGCCCAUCAAGGCCAACUCCUUUGACGGCUUUGUCCGCAAUGUGCACGGGGACACGCUCAACAUCUACCCCACCAACUCGGUGCAGGUGUCAUCCACGGGCCUGUGCAAGUCUGACUCCUGUCUGUACCAGAGGGGCCAGACGGACCAGAUCACCGACAUGCUGAUCCACGAGACCUGGUCCAGCUCCAUUGAGUCCCUGAUGCGGAAGAACAAGAUCAUUGCGGACCCAGAGGACAGCAUUGACCUGGUGGAUGCAGAGUCCCAAACCCAUGUGCUGCAGUAUGCCGACCGCCUGGCCGCAGACAUCGUGGAAACCGGGAAGUCUGUCCUGCAGGAAGGGGAUGGGGCCGGAGGAGGGGGCGUGGUGGGGCGACAGCAACACAUGCCCGUGGGGGAGAGGAGGAGAGGCUUCAAACAGUCCCGCCCUGGUUGCACCCAGAGCAGAGCCAGCCAGGAGAAACCAGGAGGGGGUGGAGACAGCACAUGUACAGCAGCGGGGCCACCCAUCAGGGGCCCCAGGGAGGUCCCUGUACCAGUGAUCCACAUCGAGACAGAUCAGAGGGAUGAUCCGGAGUCUGGGGAACCGGUGGAAAGGGUCGAGCAUCCCCGCUGGGACCCAGCGCCCCCUGAGGGGACAGCCCAGUGGUGCACUGAGAUGGCCUCAGUGAGACGCAGCAGGAACGGGAACAGCAGCACGUCUAGCCUGGGUCUGGCAGACCUGGAGGGCUUCUCUGACAUCCCCAGUCAGAGCACAGUGAACAGUGAGGAGGCGGAGAAGGGUCACCUAAGGGAGAGCAAAGAGAACGUAGACGAGGGCAUCUCACUGCGGUCAGUGGGGGGCAGUAGCAGCCACAGGGAGCUUCUGGUGGUCAACUGUGACUUGGAUCCAGAGUGUGUGGACUCAGAGCUGCGGUUGGCCCUGCAGUGGAUCGCUGCCUCCGAGCUGGGCCUGCAUGCCGUCUACUUCAGGAAGUGUAAAGAGAGGAGGACAUCCAAGGUGGGUGCAGCACAGCACAUGCAGUUCCAGAGGGUGGUGCAGCUGGUGUCUCAGAAGGCAUGGAGGAUCAGAGACCUCUUCAGCGCUGUCAUCCAGUUCUGUAAGCUCUAUCAGGAAGAGGAGGAUGGAGGCAGCUCUCUGUCCAGCCUGUUUGACUGGCUACUGGAGACCCACUAGGCACUGCCAACAACCUCCAUCUACACAAACACACACACACACACACCAGCCAAUGUCCUCAACUGUGUACCCCCCAUGCAUCAAACCCCACCAUCAAGCCUAGUGUUUCCCAGCACACGGCAUGCGAAUCAUGAAAAACUCCUAGCCUGGUAGCCAGAUUUGUUUGUACUUUAGCCAAUUCCUCUUUCAUUAAAUGUGAUGUAAGCCAUGACAAGGAACGCUAGAAGUUUUGGCUAAAGCAUCAACAGGUCUGGCUACUAGAAUAGAAACCCUUUCCUGGUCCCAGAUUAGUUUUUGCUGUCUUGCCAACUCCUAUGGUCAAUGGACAACGAGGAGUAGAAGAUUUGGCUGAAGCACAAACAGGUAAGGCUUCCAGACUAAAAACCACACCACACCCAUGAUAUUAUACACACCCUCUUAUAGGACUGGCUAUGGGACUGAGGACUUUGAUUGGGUUGCAGUGAGCAGACAUGUCUCCCUUUAAUAAGACAAGCAUGUUUCUCAUUUUCUGAUGCACGAUCCCUAGUUAGACGAACCCAAGAAAAACCCAGCAUCAGUUUGGGAUGUAGGCCUUAUUUAUUUAGUACAAACAAAUCAGCCAUCUGAGAUUCUAGCCUGCAGAUUUUUGAUUCCUUUAGUUGUUAAUUAUCCUAUACAUUACGUUUUCACGAUCGGAUGUGUUCUUUUAUAAAUUAUGUAUUUAUUACACAUAAACACACACACAACAAACAACAAGGCACCAAUAGAAGACUGUACCCCAUUCCCUCAACCAAUCAAACUCAAAAAGAAACCAGAUUAUGUUUUAAUGUACAGUAGCUAUCUUGAAGAGACUGUCAGACAGCAGCCAUCAUUCCAGUUGGGCUUUGCUGACUGCGACAUAGGUAUGCACUACUAUGCUUAACAGUUGCCCAGAGCCUGUAUUCACAAAGCGUCUCAGAGCAGGACUGCUGAUCUAGGAUCAGAUCCCCCGCCUGUCCUGGUAAUCAUACCAAACUCAUCCUAUAUCAGCCCUCCUAAUCUGAGAUGCUUUGUGAACACGGACCCAGAUGAACAUAGUUGUCGUUUACGUCAGCCAACAUUGUCUACUUCUGUUGUAACUUUGUUACGGCUUAAGUUAUCUGUCAUUCUUCAUGUUAUCUGUCGUUCUUAUGUAAGUUAUCUGUAUGUAAGUUAUCUGUCGUUCUUCAUGUUCUUUGAGAAUUGUUUAUUUUGGAUAGCUGUAUAUAUUGUAGAUUCUUGAACUGCUGCAACUUGGGGUAGAAAGACUGCUCUCUCUCAUUUCAUUUUUACUACUUUCAGAAAGACAGAGAAGGUUUGUAAUGUCUAAUUUGUACGUGAAUCUGGUUUGUCAGGUUUUAUCUGCAUAGUGGUACUAUAGUGUUAAGUCGUCGGCAUUAAAAAGCACACAAUUCAACUCUGUUGCUGUAGAAACUGAAUGUAUCUUUAUCUUUUGAGAUCAAUAAAUUCAUGUAAUAUGUGA